Molecule: messenger RNA, 219 nt
Organism: Prunus armeniaca (apricot)
Lineage: Eukaryota; Viridiplantae; Streptophyta; Magnoliopsida; Rosales; Rosaceae
Source: the annotation of a GenBank genome assembly
AUGGACGCUCGUGUUGCUGCGCUUGAAGCCUCUAAUUCCAAGAACCAAGUCAUUUUGGAGACAAUUCAUCGUCUUCUUGAGGAUAAGUUCGCAUCCAUUAACAAACGUCUCGAUUCAAUUGAUUUUCGUCGUGAAGGUUUUGAUCAGCCAUUUCCGCCUCCAUCUGAUGACGACGAUGGUGACGGCUCUUGGCGGCACGAAGAGAGGGAUCAUCACUGA